AUGGCCACCCCGUCCCGCCCAAUUCCACAGCCUCGACUGCAACUGAAAGAAGAGCAAAAGCCUGAGCCUCCACGCAGCAAAGAAGCAAGGCACCGCCCGCUCGAGCUCUCCAGGCCUCCAAGCAUGUGCAAGGUGGUGAUCACGAUCCCGUCGCUCGUCAGGCUGCGCCGCACGCUGCGGCGGUGGCGGUCCCGCGCCGCGGAGGCGGCCUCAUCCUCAUCCUCCUCCUCGUCGGCGGCGGUGCCGGCAGGUCACGUUGCCGUGUCCGUGCAAGGCACGGCGCCGUCGUCGGGGCCGAGGCGGUUCGUGGUGCGGGUGGCGCACCUCAGCCACCCGGCGUUCCUGGAGCUGCUGCGGCAGGCGGAGGAGGAGUACGGCUUCCCGGCCGCCCCGGGCCCCAUCGCGCUCCCCUGUGACGAGGACCACUUCCUCGACGUCCUCCACCGUGUGUCCUCCUCGGCCUCCUCCUCCACCUGCUACUGUGGCCCGGUGGUCGCCCGGCGCGGGCGCGGCGAUGCGCGGCCGCUCCUCCAGGGCAUGGCCGUCGAGAAGCUCGUCUGGUGA
Molecule: messenger RNA, 564 nt
Organism: Miscanthus lutarioriparius
Lineage: Eukaryota; Viridiplantae; Streptophyta; Magnoliopsida; Poales; Poaceae
Source: the annotation of a GenBank genome assembly